AUGAAGCUUCAGCUUCGGAGCUUGUUGGAAAUGCCAGAUGAUAACCUUGAGCAAACUGCGUUUCUGACUGAAAUCAAGGAAGAAGCCACUGAUGAUGGAUAUAGAGAGUCGACAUCUCAAGCGGCAGCAACUCCCCGAGUGUCCAUUCCGGAGAUCGACAUGAGAGAUGCGUUGACUUGUGCCACUUGCGAGGUCAAAUUCAAGUCUCAAUGGCUUUUAGACGCGCAUCAAAAAGGCCACGACGAUGCUCUUGUCUGGUGCCGCGAACUCCAACGCACGAAACUCCAAGAAGUCGGACUCGACAUUGAUGACUUAGAAGACUACAGCCAUCUUUAUGGCGGGAGUGAUGACAGCGAUGAGAGCGAAUCAGAGCCCGAGGCGGAAGACUUUAACUUCGACUUCUCGGCCGUCAAGACUGAAAUAAAUGCAGAACAGAUGAAAUCAACCCCUGCAUCCGAAGAAGACCGAGAGGACAAAUACGAUCCGAUGAAUUUCUCGGACGAUGAACCAGUCACUGGGAAUAAUGCCGAAACCGAAUCCAUUCCCGAAAUGUCUGAAAAUGAAGACGACGAAGAUGAUGGACCUCCUCCUCUAGAACUAGCGGGCCCUCCAGAGCUUGAAGAGAUUCCUCCGCAUCAUCAAGAGAUGCAGCCGCUCGAUGAUCUUCUGAAUGUUCCAUUCACGCCACCUGCAGAUCGAAAAAGACCAAAGAGAAAAUUGCGAAUCCCAGCUCGAGCUAGAAAGUUCACUUCUGACGACGAUUACCAACCUGAUGAGAAAGACGAAGAAUACGACCCAGGAGUUGAGAACUCGCCUCCUAUAAAAACCCCUAGAAAAUCCUAUGCCCAGGCGGCACGUAGUUAUCCAAGCACAGCUAUUCCAGAUUCAGAAGGCAUGGUGGAUUUGGCUCUUCAUCCCGUGAGCGAUAAUUUGCCAGAGCCUAUGACUCCCUCAAAAGUGGACAGAUCAGAAUAUGCGAACGGCGAGCCUAAGAAGUGCAAGUACUGUGAUAAGGAAUUCCGCAGCUUCGCGCAACUAGACCAACAUCAACGCUGUCACACGGGCGAGAAGCCCUAUCUCUGCGUUCACUGCCACAAAACAUUCCGUCAGAAAGCUCAUCUGACCACCCAUGUUCGAAUUCACACCGGUGCUCGGCCUUAUCAAUGCAAGGUCUGCGGUAAAGGCUUUAUCCAGUCACAGCACUUGAAGAAUCACACCAGACUUCAUACUGGCGAAAAACCUUUUCAAUGCAAAGUUUGCAAGAAAUUCUUUAGUCAAAUUUCCAAUCUCCGGCAUCACGAACGCGGCCACAAGAGAAAGGGCGAAUACUUCAGUGGAUCCGAUGACGAGUACAAGAAAGAAAAGGAGGAACCGCCACAAGUCUACACUCCAUCGCCUCGCCAAGCUCUGAAGCGUCGCGCUGCUGCAAUCGCCCCUCGCCCUGAUAGCCCGGAAAGCAACGCUUCCGAAGAACCCGAAAAGGAGCCAGAACUGCCAUCAGAAGAGAUGCCAGUUACAAUCGACCUACCGUUGGAAGAAGUUCCCUCGAAGGAAGCCGGUGUACCCUCGAUGGACUCACUCGAAAUGUCUGCUUUUGACGAAGACCCUAUGGAUACGUCGGUUCCUCAAAUUGGCCUGAAAACAGCGUGA
Oikopleura dioica is the source of this 1650-nucleotide messenger RNA. The record is from the annotation of a GenBank genome assembly. Lineage: Eukaryota; Metazoa; Chordata; Appendicularia; Copelata; Oikopleuridae.